ACUUCCGGUAGUUAUACACGUGAUUCCCCGCCUUCUCACUACAUAACAUAGACCAGUGAUUGUUAUGAAACGUAAACAUUGAACUGUGCUCACACAGUGUGGCCGUCUGUAGAGUAACCGACAGGACUGUUUGUGUCAGAAAUGUCCAUUUACAGGAACGCUGUUUGGUUCGUUAAAGGACUUCAGGAGUACACAAAGAGCGGCUUUGAAGCUGCAGCCAAGCAUUUUGCUGCAGCAGACCUGGAUGUAAAUCUGAGUGGGAGGUCCUUCGUGAUCACGGGGGCCAACAGUGGGAUAGGAAAAGCCACAGCGCAGGAAAUCGCUAACAGAGGAGGAACUGUUCACAUGGUGUGUCGAAACAAGGGACGAGCAGAAGCAGCCAGAGAUGAAAUCGUGGAACGGAGUAAAAAUGAGGACGUUCACGUCCAUGUUGUUGACAUGUCCAGCGCGAGACAAGUGUGGGAGUUCGCCCAGAGCUUCUCACAGAACAACACUGUACAUGUGCUGAUAAACAACGCAGGCUGCAUGGUGAACCAGAGAGAGCUCACAGACGAGGGUUUGGAGAAGAACUUUGCCACAAAUACACUCGGUACAUACAUCCUCACCACAGCACUGAUACCUGCACUGAAGAAGGCUGAAGACUCCAGAGUGGUCACCGUGUCGUCGGGCGGCAUGCUCACACAGAAGCUGAACGUGGACGACCUCCAGUUCGAGAAGGGGACGUUUGAUGGCACCGCGGCCUACGCUCAGAACAAAAGACAGCAGGUGAUUCUGACAGAGCGAUGGGCUUCUCAGCACAAAGAGAUCCACUUCUCCUCCAUGCAUCCCGGCUGGGCCGACACACCAGCUGUCCAGACGUCCAUGCCUUCAUUCCACGCCAAGAUGCAGUCCAAGCUGAGGACGGAGGCCAUGGGGGCGGACACCGCCGUGUGGCUCGCUGUGUCUGCAGCCGCCACGAAGCAGCCGAGCGGACUCUUCUUCCAGGAUCGUAAAGCGGUGGCGACUCACCUGCCGCUGGCCUCGUCCAGGUCCACACCACAGGAGGAGGAGAAGCUUCUGACAGCACUGGAGGAGUUCGCCCUCAAGUUCAAACCUUAACACCUCAACAAUUACUAAUGUUUACAUAAUUAUACUUUUAAAAAAGAUUUUUCACUGAUACUUUGAUUAAUUGCUGGAAAGAAACUCUGUGUCCUGAGGUUGUUUUCAAGGAAGAAGAAUCUUGUACAGUUGUUCAGGUCAUUUCGAUGGAUGGUCAGGUUUAAGUUUUAAUUAUCAAAUAAAAUGUAUUUAUCCAUAUGUCUUCUCUGUCUGUACCCAUGUGUGUCAUGUCUGGAAGAGUGCAGCUGACCCGCUGCGUUAGCCCAGUGAGCUCACAGACAGUAUACAGUACAUCAUGUUGCAGUACCCACUGCGCUCAGUGUUAUCAGAUCCACACAGUCGCUGCUACGUGUUUAUCUGUGAAUCCACAUUGAGACAUUACUGUAUUUCACAAUCAUAUU
Messenger RNA from Larimichthys crocea (large yellow croaker), 1499 nucleotides. It is a transcript of the gene dhrs12, whose product is annotated as dehydrogenase/reductase (SDR family) member 12. Lineage: Eukaryota; Metazoa; Chordata; Actinopteri; Sciaenidae. The record is from RefSeq and is a predicted model, not a curated record. The transcript is spliced from 10 exons. The coding region runs from base 142 to 1098 and encodes 318 amino acids.